Coffea arabica (coffee) is the source of this 1220-nucleotide messenger RNA. RefSeq lists its product as uncharacterized. The record is from RefSeq and is a predicted model, not a curated record. NCBI's taxonomy places the organism in Eukaryota, Viridiplantae, Streptophyta, Magnoliopsida, Gentianales, Rubiaceae. Gene Ontology annotation, molecular function: aminoacyl-tRNA deacylase activity.
CCCGAUUCGCUCUAAUAUAUGAACCAACCAAAGGACACAGCAGCUGAGUCGGACCCAUGGAGGCGUUAGCGGAUCUAGAGAAAGUCCAAACCCGGAUCCUCCAACGAGUAACAAACCUCGAACUCUCUCUCCUGCACGGCCACUUGUCCAGCUCCCCUUCUCUCUCCCCUGCUUCCGAAGACGCCAGCUCCGCCGUCGCCACCGCCACCGAAGCCCGACUCUCCGCCAUCCUUCGCUCUAACGGCGUUAAUGACUUCAUUUUCAAACGCGUUUCCUCCGAUUAUUACUACGAUUGGACCUUCGACGCCCGCCGCGACGUCCUUGGCGCCGCUUCUAUUCACCAUCUCUGCAAAAGCAUUGUCUUGGUAAACACUCAAGCCCCAUCAAAUGUGACCGACUGUAGUGAUCGCAACUAUUCAAAGUAUUAUGUUGUUGUUGUGCAGUAUACUGCUCGGUUUAGUGCUGAGGCUGUGAAGAAUUUUCUAUAUGCACUCAACAAUGGUCAGAUAGCCAAAAAGAAAUUUAAUAUGAGACUUGCUCCUGAGGAGACAUCAGUCAAGUUGACUGGUUAUGAACACAAUGCCGUGACAUGUAUUGGCAUGAAAACAGACAUCCCGGUGAUUUUGGAUGAAGCAAUUGUAAAGCUCAAUCCUGAUUUCUUCUGGUUGGGUGGCGGUGAGGUUGAUCUAAAACUUGGAGCGAGAACCACUGAAUUCAUCAAGUUUGUGAAGCCAUUUAUCGUGAACUGUAGCAGUACUUAAAUUGUUUUACUUGCUAAAUUCUUCUACUUGGCUAAAGGUAGCUUUUUGCUGGGACAUUUCUCAAGUUGAUAUCCGUACCCUUGCCCAUGCUGACAUCAUGGACUGCUGCUCUUGUUCAGUUUUCAGGUGCUUGAUGUCAGAAACCUGUUUGCUUCAUGUAUCUCAUUCAUCUUAUUUAAGAAUAAUGACCAGAAGUAAGCUUGGGUUUUCUUUACCUCAUUGCGAUGGGCACUAGGCCUGUCACUAUUGUCUCUCUCUUUGUACUUGUUGGAGUUGAUUUCUUGUCCGUCAAAAGAACAUGAGUUGCGGUGUAAAUUUUGCGUAGACCACAUUGUCGGUCAAAUAACAAUUAGGCUCGCAAGCAAACUUGGCAAUGGCGCCUAGAAUUAGCACGACCUUCUUCCAUGUAACUGGUGAAAUUGGGCAUCAAAUCAAGCUAUUAACAUGCAGUUUCAGUCA